This is a messenger RNA of Austrofundulus limnaeus, 5727 nucleotides long. RefSeq names its product SNF-related serine/threonine-protein kinase. Bases 528 to 2861 code for a protein of 777 amino acids. The record is from RefSeq and is a predicted model, not a curated record. The transcript is spliced from 9 exons. Gene Ontology annotation, cellular component: cytoplasm. NCBI's taxonomy places the organism in Eukaryota, Metazoa, Chordata, Actinopteri, Cyprinodontiformes, Rivulidae. Gene Ontology annotation, molecular function: ATP binding; protein serine/threonine kinase activity. Gene Ontology annotation, biological process: intracellular signal transduction; protein phosphorylation.
AGCGCCAGAGCGAACGAGAGCGGGUUUGACAGCGUGACAGAUGAACCCGCGGAUCGGUGGGCUUGCUUUGCAAUCAGGAGUGCGAGCAGAACCGUGUCGAACCGAGCCGAGCCGAGCUGAGGCGGGUAUCAGCCUCGGUCCGGAGCCUGGAGCCCCCGCGCGCUCCCGCAGCGUGAAAUGGAGCAGAUUGGACGCAUUCAGAUUUCAGGUCUCUGUCUUUGGCACCGUUUCACAAUCAACCCUGUGAAGCAACGUACCGAAUGACGAGAGCACCCGAGUGAAGGGGCAGUAUGCACAGGGAUCAGAAUUCAGGAUCACAACAAAAUGGGGCCUAACUGAGUAGAACUGGAUAAAUCUGUUUUCCCACAACAGCCAGGAGUUUCUUGAAGCUACCUCAAGGCGUUACGCAACCACAGACUGCGCCGCAAACUUCAUCGGACUUGAACUCAGAUGAUGAUAUGGUGAACUGACAACCGAAGCCCAGCAGGCAACAAAAAGCCCUCUGAUCAGAGCCGUCUUCAGCAGACAUGUCGGGGCUCAAACGUCAUCACGAUGGGAAGAUUGCUGGACUGUACGAUCUUGACAAGACGCUGGGUCGUGGUCACUUUGCUGUGGUCAAGCUGGCUCGUCAUGUAUUCACUGGGGAAAAGGUUGCCGUAAAGGUGAUCGAUAAGACCAAGCUGGACCCAGUGGCAAGGAGCCACCUUUUCCAGGAGGUACGAUGCAUGAAAAUGGUGCAGCACCCCAACGUGGUACGCCUUUACGAGGUCAUCGACACGGCCACCAAGCUCUACCUCAUUCUGGAGCUGGGCGACGGAGGAGACAUGUACGACUGCAUCAUGAAGCACGACGGAGGCCUCAGCGAAGAGGUGGCCAAGUGUUACUUUGCCCAAAUCGUCCACGCCAUUUCCUACUGCCACCAGCUCCAUGUGGUGCACAGGGACCUGAAGCCUGAAAACGUGGUGUUUUUCGAGAAGCAGGGAGUCGUCAAGCUCACCGAUUUUGGUUUUAGCAAUCGCUUCCAACCUGGGAAGAAGCUGAACACCUCCUGUGGCUCCCUGGCUUACUCAGCUCCUGAAAUACUGCUGGGGGACGAGUAUGAUGCUCCCGCAGUGGAUAUCUGGAGUCUGGGAGUGAUCCUGUUCAUGCUGGUCUGCGGUCAGCCCCCGUUUCAGGAGGCCAACGACAGCGAGACCCUCACCAUGAUCAUGGACUGCAGAUACACGGUGCCUGCACAUGUGUCCAGCGCAUGCAGAGACCUUAUAGGCCACAUGCUGCAGAGAGACCCAAAGAAACGAGCGACUCUAGAGCAGAUCGAGAGCCACCAGUGGCUCCAAGGUGUCGACCCCUCCCCAGCCACCAAGCUAUCCACCCCACUGGUGUCUCAUCGCAGCUUAUCUGAGGAGGAGCACGGUUCUAUCAUCCAACGCAUGGUGCUGGGGAGCAUCGCAGACAGAGACACCAUUACCGAGGCUCUGGAGUCGAACCAGUACAACCACAUCACGGCUACCUACUUCCUGCUGGCAGAGCGGAUGCUGAGGGAAAGACAAGAGAAGGAGCAGCACAACCAGACACGGUCGCCCAGUCCCAGCAAAGCCCAGUUCAGGCAAUCUUGGCCCACCAGGGUAGAUGUUCACCAGGAUGUCAGUGAUGGAUUAGGAGGUCCUACUAUUUCCCAUCCUGGGGGUCCACAGUCCCCUGCACGCAGUGCCGAAAGCCUCCACAAAGGUCCCAGACCCAAAACAGCUCUGCUAGACCUCAACCAGCGGCCGGAGAGCAACAGCUGCCAACAGCAACCUGUACGACAAGACCAGGAGAGGAGUCUGAGACCUCUUGCUAAGCCACACUCCAACCCUCUCAGGCUUACCUCCUUGGCGUCAGUGGGGCCCUGCAAACCACGUAGUCCAAGUCUUUUUAGCGUGGAAGAGGAUGAGGAAGAAGAAGGGGCAGAAGAUAAGUGUCUGCCCCCUUCUACGUUGCCUUCUCAAGUGGUGCUUCGCUGCAAAGCCUCCUGCUCCUCCUCAUCCUCGUCCUCGAACAGCAACCGCAUGACGUCUCGAAUGAGCGCCCCGAUUCUUAACCAGAUCCACGAGGAAGACCAAGAGGACGACGAGGAGGAGGACGGGAGAGAGCUGCACGGACUGGGUCUGCCGAAACCUAGUCUUAGCCUCAAUUUGAACUCCAGAAUACCGUCCUCUCAGGCUGGCACCCCCAGCUCAGAGACCAGCGAGGACCUGAGAGAGCGCCACUUCAAACCAGACCCACUGACCGCGGCUGAACCGGAGGACGAGAGCGCAGACAGGAAGGAGGGCGGAGGGAAAAGUGGGUCGGGGCAGGACAGUCCCUCUAACUGUGCCAGUCCAGGAUCGGGGUCAGGUCAGGGUAAAGGCACCGCCAAAGCAGCCAGUGGCCUGGUGGAGAGCCUCAAGCUGAUGAGCCUGUGCCUGAGCUCUCAGUUCCACAACCUGACUGUGGGGGGAGGCGGAGGUGGAGGCGGUGGAGGUGCCGGUGGCAGCGUUGGCGUAGACCCUCAGGAUCGUCCCGUGUGGAGGAUGUGCAUGGGUGGCUCUACGGGCAGUUUGGACAAAGUGUCGCUCCUGGGCGGGCCCUCGCCACGAGGGAACCUUUACCACCAGCCCCCCCUGGGAGACAUGCUGGGGGACCCGCUGCUGGAGGGGCCCUGCUCGGGAACGUUGCGGCUGGGGGAGCUGGACCUGGCCAGGGAGAACCACAGGAACAUGAAGAACCACACGCUGCAGGUGCCUCUGAACGAGAAGACUCUGUCCGUCAACAUCCACCGAGGCCCCAAGGAGGGUCUGCUCUGCACCCCCACCCCGCACAGCUGCUGCCAGGUCAUAUAGAGCCGCAGCAGCAGGGCGUGGCGCACACUCCACCUCAUACAUCCUUUACUCCCUGCUUUUAUUUUCAGUGAGCUGUCAGAAAUUUGCACAGUUUUUUUUCUAUUUUACGUUGUUUUUCCUUGGUUGUUUUGGUUUUGUUGGAGAGCUGGGAGAAAAUCCAAAUGCCAAAAUUGCACAUUUAGUGACACCACCGAGGAGGUCAGGUGUACAUAUGUGAAGCACUUUCCAAAAAAAAAAAAAAAAAAAAAAGAUUAAAAAAGAAAGCACUUAAGGGACUUUCAGGUGUGUGUUAAAUAAGAGACUUUAAAAAGGACAGCAGAUAUCUGCUCACUCACAGCUAAAGUUCACAAUGAUAAGAAGCUGAAAGAAUCAACGUUUUAUGAUCUCGUUACGUCUCUCUUUUGUUCUACACUGAUGUUUUUAAUAUCAUAUUUUUUAAAUUAUUUUUGAGACAAUCGUUUUAGCUUUUUUUAUUCUAAUUGAUAUAUUUAAGUGGAAUAUGUGGUCAGCGGUUGGCAUCUGCUCAUUGUGGGCAUGAGUAUUAAAUUAAUUUAGAGCUUUUAAUGGUUUAGAAUGAUUAAAGAACGUGGAUCUUAAAUGGUUUGUGAAGCAAGAAUUCAGCGCACAAGUUUGAAUUAAUUAAAGAUUUUUUCUAAUCCACACAGGGUGACAUACUGCCUCAAAUAUUUGGUUACAUGUUUUUUUAGCAAGCUGCACCUGAAUCACACUUUUUUUUAGCCGUCAUCAAGCUUCUGGUAUAACUGCGGCUGAUAUUUGACUGUUUCCUUUAGCAUAAAUGCUAGAGAUAAUUAAAACUGGUUUCUAAACACAUUCCACAGAUUUACAGUACAGCUAAAGUUGAGGUCUUUUCAGGUGUCUGCUUCAUCCAAUCAGAAACCAGUUUUGAUUUGUUUGUGUAACGCACCGUUACCAUGGUAGAAAAACAAUCCCACACCAUGACGCACCCACUGCUGUGCUGGGCAGUUGGUACUUGACUCCUCCAAACAUACUUCUUGUCAACAACAAAGACAACAAACAACAACCAUCAUUAAACUUUAACAUUUGAGCCUCCUACAGUUUAGUCUCUGUGUAGACACCGUGGUGACAGAAACUGUCCUCAGGUCAGUUUAGGUCAGGGGUCUGCUAACUGUGGCUCUUUGAAGCUUUAACCAAAAGUAACAUAAGAUUGAAUUAUUUGACUUUUUUUUCUAUCCGCGCAACAGAAAAGACUAGCUUUAGCAGUUUUCCUGUUCAUUUGUUUGAAAAUUUGUGAGCAAUCCUUCGAAUACAAGAGGUAAAUAUGUUGAUUAGAUCAUGCUAGUAGCAUGUUGGCCACUUCAGUAACCCAACGUCCUGUUUUAAUUAUGAUCUUUCUCUCAAAUCCAUUAGGAAGUUUUAUGGAAUAUCUUUAAGAGAUGUUGCUGAGACGAAAUAUGUUGAAUUGAUUAUGUAACAAUAAAAAUGGGAGGAAAAGAAAAACAUAUCCCUGCACAGUUUAGUGUUUUAGUUUUUAUUAAAUUUGGUAUACUUUUUUUUCUUGUUUAAACGAAUAUGGUCUUUUCUUUGGUUCAAAAGUGUAAAAACAAUAAUAAAUGUUUAAAUUUACUAUAAAAAGAGUUUUCUAAUGUUGCCUCCCCUGGCUGGAAAGGCCUGUCUUCAACAAACUUAAAGUGGCCUCCAGUUGUUUAUUACAAUUGUAGCACGUUUCAAAGGUUCGGUCUCUUUAGAUUGUCAACUUUCCAAUUGUUCUGAGUAUCGGGCCAUCCCUGCCGGUGUUGUAACAAAUCCUUUUUACACUAAAGAAGUUAAAUAAUAACCACUGGUCUCGUUCAGCUGAGACCUUCAUCACCACCUUUUACAAGCUUUAGAUUUAAUGUGUAAAUGUUUGAGUCUGUGGGACUCUUUAUGACUCCGUGUGGAUUAGAGAAAUUCCUGAAUAAAGUCCAACUUGUGCAGCCAGUUCAGUUCAAGAAUGAUUUAAAUCAAUCAUUAAAAGCUACAAAACCAAUUUAACAAUCAUGUCUUUAAUGUGUGCAUGCAAACUGACCACACUGUUUUCAUCCAUAUGAGGACUAAUAUAAUGAAAACAGAUGAGAGCGAUGGCAGCACAUGAUAUUUCCAGGGGUUUGACAUUUUAUUUAUCUCAAACAGGCAGAAAGGAGCUCCUGUCUGACCUCUGCGCUCGGACGGCAGAGGUUGUACAUAUGUGAAUAGUUUAACAGUACACUGUACCUGUAGUAUUUAUCAGUAGAGUUGUAUUGCAGUAGAGAAUGCUAGAUCCUUCGACACCAUUCUUCUUUAUUCCCACUGGAAAGUCAGGGUCUGAUGCAGAGUUAGAUGGUUUUCUGAUGGCUGAGCAAGAACAUUCAACAGAUUCAAUCCAAACCACCACUGGCACAUAGGCACGCAACGGGCAGCCCUUUAAAUUCACAGUGGCCGAUCCAUUCAUGUAGUGGAGGGAAAAAAAUACUAAUAAAGAAUGGGUGGAUCCUAACUGGUUUUCUAGGAUCACAGUAGCCACUGCUGUAGCAUAUUCCAAAACAACAAGACAAGGGUUUCAGCGGAAAAAUAACACCUCCACCCUUCAAGUGUUUGUAACUGGAUGUGUGACCCACCCCCCCUAGUGGAAUAUCUAACAUGACCGUGCAUGUGUUUUGCUGUAGCAACCUUAACUCCUAACUCACGAGGUCAAGCCACCUGUUGUCUCCACCUAAUAACAGAUUCAAACGGUCACUUUACUGUAAGAUCACAGCAAUACCAGCGACUGCAAAAUGUACAACUAUGGAUGUGCCAUAAAAUUUGUCUUGAGCAUAUUGUACUGUAUGUAUAUGAUAGAGACCUAUUACAAUAAAAUAAUGUGAAUGAA